GUGGUCGCUGCUCAUCCAUCCCCUCGCCAUCAUGUACUUCCCCACCGGCUCUCUCGUGGCUCUGUCCCUUCUUGCUGGCGCGGCCUCCGCCGCGCCCACCCCCAUCAAGGGCAGAAGCAUCGUCCGCAGAGGCACCAACCACACCAUCUACAAGCCCACUGCCUUCUCCAGCGCCAGCACCUACAAGACCACCUCCAACUACAACGCCCUGAAGAAGAUCAAGUCCAAGGGCUCCGUCAACGCCCGCAGCGCCGCCUAUGCAAAGCGCUCGACCUCCAGCGGCGACUCCACCCUGAUCUCCCUCAUCGAGGGCGAGGAGUUCGCCACCGAAAUCACCAUCGGCUCUGACACCUUCGAUGUCAUCGUCGACACCGGCUCCAGUGACACCUGGGUUGUCGAGAAGGGCUUCACCUGCAUCGACCUCGACACGGGCCGUGAGACCACCGAAUCCGACUGUGAGUUCGGCUCCACCUGGUCUCCCGACAGCAACUUCAAGGAGAUCUCGGGUGAGGAGUUCGACAUCGAGUACGGCGACGGUGAAUACCUGUUCGGAGUCAUGGGCACCGAGUCGAUCACCCUGGCUGGUAUCACCGUUGACUCUCAGACCAUGGGUCUGGUCACCUCCGCUGCCUGGGAGGGUGAUGGAACCACCUCCGGUCUGACCGGUCUUGCCUACCCCUCUCUCACGAGCGCCUACUCCGAGCAGACCGAUGAGCAGGUCGAAUACAACGGCAUCAUCACCAGCAUGUGGAAGGACGGUCUGAUCGACUCCUACUUCAGUCUGGCCAUCGAGCGCGACGUCUCCGGCGACGCCGGCUACCUUGCCCUGGGCGGUCUCCCCCCCGUCAGCUACACCGGUGACUUCGCCACCACCCCCAUCCUGGUGACCAACAUCGAGGGCUACCCCGACACCUACGACUUCUACACCAUCAACAUCGACUCGAUGACCCUGAACGGCGAGACCCUCUCCGGUGCUGGUGGUGACUCCGUCCAGUACAUUGUCGACUCCGGCACCACCCUGAACUAUGUCCCCACCUCCAUCGCGGAGGAAAUCAACGCUGCCUUCUCCCCGGCCGCGACCUACAGCGAGGACGAGGGCGCCUGGAUCGUGGACUGCGACGCCACUGCCCCGACCCACGGCGUGACCAUCGGCGGCACGACCUUCUACAUCAACGCGCUGGACAUGAUCCUCGAGGCCGGCACCGACGAGAACGGCGAGGCGAUCUGCAUCUCCGGUAUUGUUGACGGCGGCAGCGACACCUCCGAGGACCUGUACAUCCUCGGAGACACUUUCCAGAAGAACGUCCUCACCGUCUUCGACAUCGGUGCCGUUGAGCUGAAGUUCGCCGCCCGUGAGGACUACACCUCCAACGAUACCUACUAA
This is a messenger RNA of Aspergillus heteromorphus CBS 117.55, 1384 nucleotides long. Its product is annotated as acid protease. NCBI's taxonomy places the organism in Eukaryota, Fungi, Ascomycota, Eurotiomycetes, Eurotiales, Aspergillaceae. The transcript has 3 exons. Bases 32 to 1384 code for a protein of 450 amino acids. Gene Ontology annotation, molecular function: aspartic-type endopeptidase activity. Gene Ontology annotation, cellular component: fungal-type vacuole. Gene Ontology annotation, biological process: proteolysis. The record is from RefSeq and is a predicted model, not a curated record.